Ceratotherium simum simum (southern white rhinoceros) is the source of this 2970-nucleotide messenger RNA. RefSeq lists its product as uncharacterized. Lineage: Eukaryota; Metazoa; Chordata; Mammalia; Perissodactyla; Rhinocerotidae. Gene Ontology annotation, biological process: regulation of transcription by RNA polymerase II. Gene Ontology annotation, molecular function: DNA-binding transcription activator activity, RNA polymerase II-specific; RNA polymerase II cis-regulatory region sequence-specific DNA binding. The record is from RefSeq and is a predicted model, not a curated record. Gene Ontology annotation, cellular component: nucleus.
AAUAGGCAAAUCCAGGAAUAGCAAGGCAAUCUAUAUCUCUAAUGAUUUCAUUCCUUCUUUUCUAUCCUAGCUGUACCUUCAGAGAUUUCUACAUUUUUCCAAGACCAGCAAACUAUGAAGAAAUCCCAUGGAUCCUUAUCGUUUGAGGAUGUAACCGUGGGUUUCACCCAGGAGGAAUGGCAGCACCUGGACCCUGCUCAGAGGACACUGUACAGGGACGUGAUGCUGGAGAACUAUAGUCACCUCAUCUCAGUCGGAUAUUGCAUCCCUAAACCAGAAGUGAUCUUCAAGUUGGAACAAGGAGAGCAGCCAUGGAUAUUAGAGGAAGAGUCUUUAAGCCAGAGCCAGCCAGAAGUCUGCGAAGUUGAUAACCAACUAGAGCAGAGUCAAGAAAUCCAGGACAGACAUUUCUGGCAAGCUCCAUUUAUCAACAACAAAACACUGACUAUAGAGAGAGGUAAUGUAUUAGGAAAAAUGUUUAAUUUUAGCACAGACCUAUUUCCUUCCAUAAAAAUACCCAGUAAAUGUGAUUCAUGUGGUAUUAGUUUGAAAUACAUUUCAGAAUUAUUUAUUAAUAAGAAAAACUAUUUAAGAAGGAAGACUGAUGACAUCAAUGCAUUUGGGAUGUUGUUCCUUCAUAUUAACCAUGAAAAAACUCACAUGGGAGAGAAACCGUAUGAAUUCAUUCAAAAUCAGAAAUACCUCAGUGAAAAUGAAGACUUCAUUCCAUAUCAGAAAAUUAAAAAUGUAGAGCACUCUUUUGAAUACGAAGAAUGUGGGAAAGAUUUCCAUGAGAAAGCAGUUGUCAUCACAUAUAAACAAGCUCACAUAGGAGAGAGUCCUUGUGAACAUAAUCAAUAUGAUAAAACAUCCUGCAGUUGUCCAACCCUCAUGGUCCAUAAGAUGGCACAAAAAAGAGAAAAUCUUUAUGAGUUUAAUGAAUAUGGGAAAACCUUUGAGAAGCCAUGUCUCUUGAUACAUAGAGAUGAUUUGAAGGGGAAAGGUUCUGAUUGUAUUGAAAGAGUGGGUAAUUUCAGCAGGAGAUCAAACUUUCCUGAAACAAGAGAGAGAACAUUUGAAUGUAACAACUUGGAGGAACCUCUCUGGGAGAAGUCAGUUUUUAAUAUAACUCAGAGAACACACACAGGAGACAAGGUCUAUGAAUGUAGUGAAUGUGGAAAAGCAUUCUAUGAAAAGUCGAAACUCACCAAACAUCAGGGAAUGCAUGCAGGAGAGAAACUCUUUGAAUGUAAUGCAUGUGGGAAAUGCUUCUCUAGGAAAUCCCUCCUCAAUUUACAUCAGAGAAUCCACACAGGAGAGAAACCCUAUAAAUGUAAUGAAUGUGGGAAAUCCUUCUCUAGGAAUUCACACCUCAUAAUACAUCAGAGAACUCACACAGGAGAGAAACCCUAUGAAUGUAAGGAAUGUAGAAAAAGCUUCUACCACAAGUCAUAUCUCACAGUACACCAGAGAAUUCACACAGGGGAGAAACCCUAUGAAUGUAAUCAAUGUGGAAAAACCUUCAUAAGCAACUCAGUCCUCACAAUACAUCAGAAAAUACACACAGGUGAGAAACCUUAUGAGUGUAAUCAGUGUGGGAAAUUUUUUUCUAGGAAUUCAUACCUUACAAUACAUCAGAGAACUCACACAGGUGAGAAACCCUAUGAAUGUAUGGUAUGUGGGAAAACUUUCUGUCACAAGUCAGAUGUGACUAAACAUCAGAAAACUCACAUAGGAGGGAAACCCUAUGAAUGUAUUCAAUGUGGGAAAACCUUUAGUCGCAACUCAGGCCUAAAAGUACAUCAGAGAAUUCACACAAAGGAGAAACCCUAUGAAUGUAUUGAGUGUGGGAAAUCCUUCUCUGAGAAAUCAGUCCUCACAGUACAUCAGAGAAUCCACACAGGAGAAAAACCUUAUAAGUGUAAUGAAUGUGGAAAAACCUUCUACAAUAAAUCAGACCUUACUAAACACCACAGAACUCACACAGGUGAGAAACCAUAUGAAUGUAAGGAAUGUGGGAAAUUUUUCUCUAGGAAUUCUUACCUUACAGUACACCAAAGAAUUCACACAGGGGAGAAACCCUAUGUAUGUAAAAAAUGUGGGAAAAUUUUCUACCAUAAGUCAGACUAUAUGGUACAUAAGAGAACACACAGAGGGGAGAAAUCUUAUCACUGUAAUCAGUGUGGGAAAACUUUCACUUGCAAUUCAGUCCUCAAAUCACAUCAGAGAACUCACACAGGGGAGAAGCCCUAUGAAUGUGAUGAAUGUGGGAAAUCGUUCUCUGAGAAAUCAGUCCUCACUGUACAUCAGAGAAUACACACAGGGGAAAAGCCUUAUAAGUGUAAUGAUUGUGGAAAGUCCUUCUAUCAUAAGUCAGAUCUCACUAAACAUAGGAGAACACACACAGGGGAGAAACCCUAUGAAUGUAAUCAUUGUGGGAAAACCUUCAGUUGCAACUCGGGUCUGAAAGUACAUCGGAGAAGACACAUAAGGGAGAAACCCUAUGAGUGUAUUGAGUGUGGGAAAAACCUCUAAGAAAUCAGUUUUCACAGUACAUCCAAAAUUACACACAGGGUGAGACUAUUAUAAAUGUAGCAGUGAGAGAAAUCUUUCUCUAGCGAUUCAUGCCUCAAAACACUAUGGAGAAUUCACACAGGACGUGACCCCUGUGAAUGUAAAGAAUGUGAUGAAUCUUUUACCAUAAGUCAUAUUCCAAAGUAAGUAAGAGAAUACACAUAGGGGAAAAUACUGUGAAUGUGAUGAAUAUUUGGAAAUCUAUUAUAAAUAAUACCACUAAAAAUGACUAAAUAUAUGUGGAAGCAACCCUACUAAUGCAUGUAGGGAAUGUGGAGAAAUAAUUUUAUUAUAAAUCAGAGCUUAUUAAACAAAGACUUUACAUAGGAGAUAAUCCCUAUGAAUCAAAUGGAUGUAGGAAAUUGUUCCUCCAGUAUUUGGCCAUUAAUAACAAUC